Molecule: messenger RNA, 2460 nt
Organism: Giardia duodenalis
Lineage: Eukaryota; Fornicata; Diplomonadida; Hexamitidae
Product: T-complex protein-10
Exons: 1
Coding region: 1-2460 (819 amino acids)
Biological process (GO): centriole elongation; cilium assembly
Cellular component (GO): centriole; nucleus; centrosome
Molecular function (GO): tubulin binding
Source: RefSeq, a predicted model, not a curated record
AUGCCCAUAGACGUAUCGGAUUCAGAUGGUUUAGGAGAAUUUCUUCAGAUUGAGCAGAUGGUGUCAGGGGAAGACCCCGAUGUGCUUCGAAAGUUCGCUAGAGACUUUGCAAAAGAAUCACCCCCUCCACACAAGCUGCGGCACGAUCUCACAGGGAGCUGUAUAGAUAUUUCAGACGAUACUGACUUGGACGCAAAUCCAUAUCCAUUAGAUGGACUGUAUACCGCAGAAGGUGCCCCGCGACAACAGCGAAUUCUCACAAGACAUAACCUAUUAUCAGAGCGCCCACAGGUCGGCGAAUCUCAAAGUUAUGACUUCGAAAAUGGGUAUUCUCCUGGACCUGAUUCCAGACUUGCCCAUUCAGCUUUGGGAGCAACAGUGGAGCAAGAUUUUCUGGCAGACCUUGACGUCGAGGACGAUAUUAUAUCUGUUGACCCGCAUAUUGAGAAUGAUACUGAUGCCAAGGCACACAUGGACAACGCCGCUAAGUUCUUAUCCGAUAGCCAUUAUCAAAGUGCUCCAGACUUUGGGGAAACAUAUACCCAUAAUCGAGAAGAUUUACUUAGCAAUUCCUACUUCCAGGCUGUAGAGAGACAAUCGGAUAAUUAUGCAGCAGUAAAGGACCCGCACUCAAGCCAUGAUAAUUGUGAAGAAAGUGAGGAUUUAGAGUCCAAGUUUCAUGCAUCCAUUAGGAAAAAUAGCUUAGCGGGAAUUGAAACAGACCUUGCCUCUGUUGAUGAAGAAGGUGUCUCCACUGGAACGGUAGUUCACCUACCUAAAUUUCUUACUCUAGAAUCAGUGGAGAAUAGCAACACAAUAGUCCGCAUGAAGUCAAACUCCACUGGGAUUAGUCGUUUCUUAGAGGCUGAUGAUGUCAGAAAGCAGUCGGAGGUCCCUGACGGGCCUGCAGAUUUUAAUGCAGCUCGCGACCAGAGUGCACCUACGUCUGUCCAGAGUCAACAACGACAGCAACAAAUUGCUCUUCCCCCAGCCAGUGCAGAUGACCGCAUUGACGAACAGCUUCGAUUGAUGGAGAGGGAAAUCAACAAGUUAACAGAUAUGCAAAAGGAGGUCGACGAGUCCUUGAAAAAGAACGCCGCAGAGCAUACUGAACGAAUGCGUAAGCUAGAGGCAGACAAGGCGGAAUUUGACAGAAUCAGGAAGGAGGAAUGGGCAAAGAUAAAGAAGGAGAAACAACAACUAGACGACCGCCGAACGGCUUUUAAAGAUAAAGAUAGCAAAUUGAAAGAGCUUACAGCAGAAUUAGAGAAGCACAAGACCAGCAAUCAGAAGUUAAGGGAGGAUAUGCGCCGCAAAGACAACAACUCGCGGCUAACUUCAGAACAAUUGCGCUCAAAAAUCGACACUCUUACAGAGGAAAAUAACAAUUUAAAGAAGCGGUUGGAACUGAGUGAUAAGGCAGCUAUUGAAAUGCGCCAGAAGAUUCUUAACUUGGAAAAGCUGAAUAAAAUGCUUCAGAUUCAAGCUCGUUCUGAUACUUCUGAUAGAGAACCGUCUUCUAGAGCUAUGAAUUCCCCACCAAGACGUCAAGGUCCAGCUGCAGCUCCGCUAAAUGUCCAUGUGAGUGACACGGAGCAAGAGAAUGACUCCAUGGUCACUGUCAAUAAGCCACUGAGGGCAGACAUACCUAAUAAAACUCUCUCUAACAUAACAAGUAGUCCUGGAAGAAACCUUAGCCAGACGCUGAACCACGAUUGGCGGGGCCAAAUUACAAAGGGUCGGCCAAUCAGCGCUGAUAUAGAUUCCAUAAGUCCUAAAAGGAACCCUGCACACCUUAGUGCAACGGCUCGCCCGGGAUCCUCGCACGUAUCAUUUAAGGAACAGGUAUCCUCAUCAAUUCAACAGCCCAGACAGCCUAUCGCACUACCGAAGGCAACCGUGGGGGCGCCUUCCAGACAAUCGCUUUCUAUGCACGCACCAGAGAACGAUGAGGUUCUCAAAUUACUGCCGUACAGCACCCCGGAUUUGUUCUUCCGACAAUUUAACGACAGUGUCCUGGCUUACGUGAAGGAUGCUCAAAUACUAGAGCAGCAUACAAAGAAUCAACGUGUGGAUAAAGUGCUUUCCACUGGCGCUACGCUUACCGAAUUUGAUAAUGGAACAAUGAAGCUACAGAUACCGCACAGAGGAGAGAUAAACAUCAAGUUUCAAAAUAAUGACCUGAAGCAGCUACACAGCGAUGGCAAGAUAGUCUAUUUUUACCAUGAAAAAGGUAUUCUAAUGACUACAAUCCCAGUGGUUCUUAUAAAUCCAUCUGCUGCAAUCAGCAAGGACGAACGCAUCAGUGUGUAUAGAUUCAGCUCAGGGCAGAUUGAGAAGCACUAUGCUGACAAUCGCAAGGAGGUUUACUACCCAGAUGGGUCUAAGAAGUAUGUCGCAGCUGAUGGAUCUGAGCAUUCUAUUCUAGCUGACGGCACUGAGAGUCACUACACUCCUUAG